AUGAGCGACAGGACUAGCAACCUGCCGGACUCGUUGCUUCUCCAUAUUUUGUCUUCUAAAUCUCUUCAAACCAACGAUGUCGUUGCGACAUCCCUCUUGUCAAAGAGAUGGAGAUCUCUUUGGUACUCCAUUCCCAAGCUUGAGUUUCACGAUGCACUCUCAUGUAGUUAUGAAUCCUUUCUUCAAUUUAUAGACGCUACCCUCAUCUUGGUGGAUCUGAAAUCUGUCAAAAUGUUCUCUCUUCUGUGUGACUCUCAUGAUCUGCCCCCUCAUAAGGUUGACAUUUGGGUUAACGCUGUGCUCAAGAGCAAACUUGAGUAUCUGAAUUUAUGGUUUAACAGUGAAUUUGGUUCUGCCUUGCAUAUGUUGUCCGUUGAGUUCUCGGAUGCUGAAAGUUUAGAAAUGCUUCUUUCUGAAUGUGUUCGUCUUCAAGAAUUACUGCUACUGGAUGUGGAUUUACCUGAUUAUGAGGAUACGAAGCUGGACAUUGGAAGGCUUCAUCACUUGGUUAUUGCAGAUGUUCCAGAAGGUCUAUUCCAAAUAGAUGUGUUCUUCAAUGUUACAUUUCUAAGCUUAAAGGAGCAUGAUUUUUCUCCUGAUGAUCAUGAUAUUCCAACAUUUUACAAUUUGACCCAUCUGGAAGUUGAUUUAUUUACUCUGAAUGGGUGGGUCAAUAUGGUCAGCUGUCUCCCAAGUUUCCCCAAGCUUGAAACUUUCAUAAUUCGUGAGCAAGAUUUUAUGGGGGUGGAUUGGUCAAUGGAACCAAGUCCUGAUGAAGUUCCUCCAUGCGUGUCAUCUCACCUGAAGACUUUCGCUCUUAAGGGCUUUGAAUUCUUGAAAAGUGAGUUUCAAAUUGUAGGAUUUAUAUUGAAGCAUGCAAUAGUAUUGAGGCCUGUGAUCAUUACGACUGAAGAUUAUGAUUAUCCAAGCCCAGAGGCUGGGAGACAGGAAUUGCUGGGGAUAUUAUCGUCAUACCCCAAACGUUCCCGGAGUUGUAAGCUUUUUGUAGAUGUUCCUGCCAAAACCAUAUAUCAGAAGGUGUAUAAUAAAUUAGUUGAAGAAAAGGAUUUCAGUUACUACUUCGAAUUUUAG
Molecule: messenger RNA, 1092 nt
Organism: Neltuma alba
Lineage: Eukaryota; Viridiplantae; Streptophyta; Magnoliopsida; Fabales; Fabaceae
Product: putative FBD-associated F-box protein At3g50710
Exons: 4
Coding region: 1-1092 (363 amino acids)
Molecular function (GO): protein binding
Source: RefSeq, a predicted model, not a curated record